Molecule: messenger RNA, 3015 nt
Organism: Puma concolor (puma)
Lineage: Eukaryota; Metazoa; Chordata; Mammalia; Carnivora; Felidae
Source: RefSeq, a predicted model, not a curated record
AUGCCCCGAGCCCCGCUUAGCGACAGCCUCUGUCGCCUCUCGGCCUACCUGGAAGAGCUGGAGGCCGUGGAGCUGAAGAAGUUCAAGCUGUACCUGGGCGCGUUGCCGGAGGCUGAGGGGGGCAGGAUCCCCUGGGGGAAGCUGGAGCCAGCGGGGCCCCUGGACACCGCACAGCUGCUGGUGGCUCACUGCGGGCCGGGCGCGGCCUGGCCACUGGCGCUGGGCCUCUUCCAGCGCAUCCACCGGCGGGACCUGUGGGAGAGAGGACAGAGAGAGGACCCGGUGAGGGAUACUCCACCUGAUGGCUCAUCCUCACUGGAGAGCCAGUCAGUAUGUCGUCUGGAAGUCUUUCCUGGAACUCCAAGGAAAGAUCCCCGGGAAACCUACAAGGACUACGUCCGCAGGAAGUUUCGGCUGAUGCAAGACCGAAAUGCGCGCCUGGGGGAAUGCGUCAACCUCAGCCGCAGGUACACCCGCCUCCUCCUGGUGAAGGAGCACUCAACUCCCAUGUGGGCCCAGCAGAAGCUUUUGGACACAGGCUGGGGACAGGCAAGAGCCGUGGGGCACCAGGCCAGCCUCAUCCAGAUGGAGACCCUCUUUGAGCCGGACGAGGAGCGCCCCGAGCCCCCGCGCACUGUGGUCCUGCAGGGAGCGGCCGGGAUGGGCAAGUCCAUGCUGGCCCACAAGGUGAUGCUUGACUGGGCCGACGGGAAGCUCUUCCAAGGCAGGUUUGAUUAUCUCUUCUACAUCAACUGCAGGGAGAUGAACCAGAGCACCUCGGAGCAGAGCGCCCGGGACCUCAUCUCCAGCUGCUGGCCGGAGCCCAGCGUGCCCCUCCAGGAGCUUGUCCGAGUCCCCGAGCGCCUCCUGUUCAUCAUCGAUGGCUUCGACGAGCUAAAACCCUCUUUCCACCACCCUCAGGGCCCCUGGUGCCUCUGCUGGGAGGAGAAACAGCCCACGGAGCUUCUCCUCGGCAGCCUGCUUGGGAAGAAGCUGCUGCCUGAGCUGUCCAUGAUCAUCACCACCAGGCCCACGGCUCUGGACAAGCUCCAGCGCUUGCUGGAGCAUCCCAGGCACGUGGAGAUCCUGGGCUUCUCGGAGGCCGAGAGGCGGGAGUACUGCUACAAGUAUUUCCACAAUGCAGAGCAGGCCGCUCAAGUCUUCAGCUUCAUGAGGGACAACGAGCCCCUGUUCACUCUGUGCUUUGUCCCCAUGGUGUGCUGGGUCGUGUGCACCUGCCUCAAGCAGCAGCUGGAGGACGGGGGGCUCCUACGACAGACGUCCAGGACCACCACGGCCGUGUACCUGCUCUACCUCCUGAGUCUGAUGCAGCCCAAGCCGGGGAGCCCCACCCUGCACCCCCCGGCCAACCAGAGGGCGCUGUGCUCUCUGGCGGCGGACGGCGUCUGGAAUCAGAAGAUCCUCUUUGAGGAGCAGGACCUCCGGAAGCAUGGCCUCGAUGGGGCAGAUGUCUCCUCCUUCCUCAACAUGAACAUCUUCCAGAAGGACAUCAACUGUGAAAAGUUCUACAGCUUCAUCCACCUCAGCUUCCAGGAAUUCUUUGCCGCCAUGUACUACAUCCUGCGCGCCGGGGAGACCGGGUCCAGCCCAGAGCAGAGCGUGACGAAGCUGUUGGCGGAGUACGGGUUUUCGGGAAGGAGCUUCUUGGGGCUCACCGUGCGCUUCCUGUUUGGCCUCCUGAACGAGGAGACAAGGAGCUACCUGGAGAAGAGUCUCUGCUGGGAGGUGUCGCCUCACGUCAAGCUGGAGCUGCUGGCCUGGAUCCAAAGCAAAGCUCGGAGCGAGGGCUCCACCCUCCAGCAGGGCUCCCUGGAGCUCUUCAGCUGCCUGUACGAGAUCCAGGAGGAGGAGUUUAUCCAACAAGCCCUGAGCCACUUUCGAGUGCUUGUCGUCGGCAACAUCACCACCAAGAUGGAGCACGUGAUUGCCUCCCUGUGCGUGAAAAACUGCAGGAACGCCCUGACCGUGCGCCUGCACGGGGCUGCCUACAGCCCGGAAGAGCACGAUGGCGGGAAAUGGACUUCCGGGCCCCAGGCGCUACCCGCACCGUCACCCGAGACGAACGUGUUGCCAGAUGCCUACAGCAAGCAGCUCGCUGCGGCUCUGAGCACGAAUCCACAUCUGCGGGAGCUGCUCUUGGACCACAACGCCCUGGGCAGCCGGGGCGUGAGGCUGCUCUGUGAAGGGCUCAGACACCCCAGCUGCAAACUUCAGAACCUGAGGUUGAGGAAGUGUGAGCUGGAGGCCGGUGCUUGCCAGGAGAUCGCCUCUGUGCUCAGCACCAAUCAGCAUCUAGUGGAGUUGGACCUGGCGGGGAAUUCGCUGGAGGAUUUGGGUCUGAGGCUGUUAUGCCAAGGCUUGAGGCAUCCAGUGUGUAGACUGCGGAUCCUGUGGUUGAAGAUUUGCGACCUUACUGCUGCUGCCUGUGAGGACCUUACGUCCAUCCUCAGUGUGAACUGCAGCCUGAGGGAGCUGGACCUAAGCCUGAAUGACCUGGGGGACCCCGGGGUGCUGCUGCUGUGUGAGGGCCUCAGGCAUCCCCAGUGUAGACUCCAGACCCUCCGGUUGGGCAUUUGCAGGCUGGGCUUGGCCGCCUGUGAGGGUCUCGGUGCUGUGCUCCAGGUCAACCCCCACCUACGGGAGCUGGAUCUGAGUUUCAAUGACCUGGGCGACAGGGGCAUGUGGCCGCUGUGCGAGGGGCUGGGACACCCCACCUGCAGACUCCAGAAACUGUGGCUGGAUAGCUGUGGCCUCACAGCCAAAGCUUGUGAGCAUCUUGCUUCCGCCCUGGGCGUCAGCCAGACCCUGACGGAGCUUUAUCUGACCAACAACGCCCUGGGGGAUACGGGGGUCAGGCUGCUGUGCAAAGGGCUGAGUCAUCCUGGCUGCAAACUUCGAGUGCUCUGGUUAUUUGGGAUGGACCUGAACAAAAUGACGCACAGAAGGCUGGAUGUGCUUCGGGGAACAAGACCUCACCUGGACAUUGGCUGCUGA